GCAGGAUUUCCUGGAAGGAUGAGUCGUUAAGAUUUACCUUCAAGAAUGGUACAAUACGCGGUGCUGUCUUUCUGGCUUUUGGAGAAGGCUUUUUGACAAAUUUCUGGCGAGCCCCGACAGCUUCGGAGCAGAGAACGACCAGCCUGCCAAAUUACGUGAUUACUACAGAGAACCAUCAGCGUCCACGAGUCACGACCCUUCACUUCACCGCACCAUCCUCUCUUCACAGAGAAUUCCCAGCCAUUUUGAGAUUGGAGGUGAUACAGACCCAAGGGUAGCCACUUCCCUUGGAAUAAAAUGUUUAGGAAGUUUAGGAUACUACCCACACGCAGGGGAUGGAAAAAAUUCCUGCUGUUGGUGGCCUUUGCUUCAUUUGCAUGUUGUGUCAUUCAUAUGAGGAUAAAGUUAACAAUAGACCACAGCUGGCUGGAUUUCACUGACAUUGAGCCAGAGGAUAAGUGCAACUGCACAAAGAUCCUACAGCAGGACCCAGAAGAGAUUGAACAAGCAAAGAUUCUGUCAAUCACCGUCGAUUUUAGGAAGAAGAUUCGGACCACGGAUGAGCAGUUCAUUGAGUUAGCCAGAGACUGUGACAAAUUCAUACAGAUGCGUAAAUACCUGACUACCCCCCUGACCCAAGAGGAAGAAGAGUUUCCUAUCGCCUACUCAAUCGUCAUCCAUCACAAGAUACAGACUUUUGAGAGGCUGCUGAGAAGUAUUUAUGCACCUCAGAAUUUUUACUGUAUCCAUGUGGACAAAAAGUCUCCACCUUCGUUCCUGUCAGCUGUACUGAGAAUCACCUCUUGCUUUGAAAAUGUCUUCAUCUCCAGCCGUUUGGAAAACGUAGUGUACGCUAGCUGGAGCAGAGUGCAGGCAGACAUCAACUGCAUGAAAGACCUAUACAGCAGGAACACCACCUGGAAGUACUUUCUGAACCUCUGUGGCCAGGACUUUCCCUUAAAAACAAACCUGGAAAUAGUCAGGAAGCUGAAGGCCCUGAAAGGAAAGAAUAGCCUGGAAACCGAAAAAACACCAGCGGGCAAGGAAGUGAGAUGGAAGAAGCACCAUGAGGUUGUAAAAGGUGUCUUAGAGAGAACGAACAAGGACAAAGACCCCCCACCAAUUGACAUCCCUGUCUUUUGUGGGGGGGCCUACAUCGUGGUCACCAGAGACUUUGUGGGAUUUGUCCUCAAGGACCCAAAAGCCCUGAAAUUCAUUGAGUGGGCUAAAGAUGGCUACAGCCCGGACGAGUUCCUCUGGGCAACAUUACAGAGGAUGCCUAGCACCCCGGGCUCAAUCCCAAGCAAUUUCAGGUAUGAUGUAACAGAUGUGAACUCCAUUGCCAGGCUAGUGAAAUGGCAGUUUUUUGAAGGUGUGCAAUCCAAAGGGGCAAUGUACCCGCCCUGCAGCGGGAGGCAUGUACGGGCUGUGUGUGUUUACGGGGCAGGAGACCUUGGCUGGAUGCUGCAGCAACACCACCUGUUUGCCAAUAAGUUUGACACAGACAUGGAUCCAUUCGCAGUUCGCUGCUUAGAGAAGUACCUGCGGCACCAGGCCCUGAAGGCAUUGAUUUAGCUUCUGAUCCACCAUGGCAUCACAAUCCCCCCAGAGCAGUUCAGUUAAGGCAUGUCAUCUGGAGCCCACAGCAGCGGAACAACUUAUGUUUGUUCUGCCUGGGAUACAGGUGGCUAUGAUGGCAGGAGCUGCUCGUCUCAAUGCUCUCUGGCACCGUGUGACUCCAACAGGCACUUUUCUCACUGGACUGUUGGGUUAUUUGCAGAAUGAACUGUAGUCACAUUAAUGUGGGUGUAUCAUGUACUGAAUUGGCAGUUGAAUUCGUUGUGACUUACACUCCUGCAUGAGUACAGUGGUCACUGCAGUGAGUGACAAUAACAUUCACAUCUAUAGUGUUGUUUCCACUGGCCCCCCUCAGCUGCAGGCCUGGCAUUCUACCCAACAUGCUGGCUUUAUUCCACUGAGUGUCACCCAAUGCUCAAAUGCUGCUGACCCCAGAACAUUCUUAGACUUGAAAGCUAAACUUGAUCUGAACCAGAUUAGGCCAGUUUUUGUCUGGAUAUAAGCAGUGGGUUUGCUGGCUAACUUUGUGCAGCUGCUCUCUAGUGUAUGAAUGAGAAAGACAUCCUGUUGCCUGUGCUUUUGAUUUGACUCUUUUGGAAGGACCACAAAGGAAGGAUUUAUGCUGAUUAUGGUUAGACCCACCAUGCAGUCCAGGAUCUAAAUAUUCAUUUUCUAACAUGAAAUAUGUUAGCAAUACCAUGGCUAGGAGUAUGCUAAAAGUGCCAGGCUGUGGUAUUUUGCAGUAUUAACCUGAUUAAUUCCACUACUGCCCUAUCAGGGCUGGGCCUGUUUGGUGGGUCAGUUUGCCAUGGAUAUGCCUCCUGUCCAUCUCGGGUAUACCUGGUCUACAGCCAAGGGGUGUCAAUGGAAAUGUCUCAGGUACACAUGAUUUACAGAUUAAGUGGAUCUGUGGAAACAACUCCGGUAUAGCUAGCAUACUCAUUCCUCACUGAGUGUCUUUUAAGUGCAUUUUUAUUGGCAGUUCACAAAGCUCUGCACAGACAUUUUGUCCCU
Molecule: messenger RNA, 2592 nt
Organism: Megalops cyprinoides (Indo-Pacific tarpon)
Lineage: Eukaryota; Metazoa; Chordata; Actinopteri; Elopiformes; Megalopidae
Product: beta-1,3-galactosyl-O-glycosyl-glycoprotein beta-1,6-N-acetylglucosaminyltransferase-like
Exons: 3
Coding region: 298-1575 (425 amino acids)
Cellular component (GO): membrane
Molecular function (GO): beta-1,3-galactosyl-O-glycosyl-glycoprotein beta-1,6-N-acetylglucosaminyltransferase activity
Source: RefSeq, a predicted model, not a curated record